ACUUCCUGGUUGCGCGCCAUGCGUGUUGAUGUGCUUCUACACGUUUCUUUUGCAAUGUAAGUUUAUUAUUAUAUAUUAGAGCAGUGUGACAUAAAAUAAAUUACUAGUUGUGUUUGGGACGCUUUAUUUAAAAGUCAUAAAAAUAGUAUUUUCAUAAUACUAUGUUUUUUUGACUGCAAACAUCCCAAUCAGUUUACAGUUUGUCUGAGGAGGCUAAUGAUAGACUGCAAAGCCUCACAUCUCUGUUAGACUUUAAUGUAUAAUCUCUCUCCAAUUCUUGGAAGAUAGUCAUGGCGAAAGACAAAACAUUAAAAUCAAAAACAAACGGAGAAAGUCGUAAACGUAAGAAGGUGCAUUCAUUUGUCAGCGAGGUUCAUGUAGAAACAGUCACGGAUCAAAAAGUGAAGAAGAAAAGGAAAAAGCCCAACUUUGAGGAGGCUCCACCACAGAUCACUGGUGAACAAAUCACACCAAGCGAUAAAAAACAGAAGGACGGGAAACGCAAAAAGAAACAAAAGCAAACAGAGGAAACCAAGAUUUCAGAUCCACCCAGUCAGUCAGAGGAGGCACAUCAUGUGCACGAGGGAGAGGAGGACCUGAGCCCAGAGGAACAGAGGGUCUUAGAGAGGAAGAUGAAGAAGAUCCUUAAAAAGGAAGAGAAGAAGAAGCUGAAGGCAGAGGGCAAGACCGUCCAGAAAGCUGAAGUGUCCGGGCCUGCAGCACCUCAGCAGGCUUUAGACUACCUCACCUGCUGGGCUGAAAACCGUACAGAGUGGAAGUUUCAAAAGACCAGACAGACGUGGUUACUGCAGCACAUGUUUGACUCUGACAAGAUUCCAGAUGACAAGUUCUCCAUGCUGCUCGAGUACUUGGAGGGGCUUCGCGGUGGAUCGAGGGACACCACAGUACAGAAGGCUUUAACUGUGGUCCAAGAAUCAGGACAGGAACCAGAGGACAGAACUGUCCAGCAGAGGGCGCAAAGAGCCAGAGAAGUCAUCCAGCUGCUCUCCUGAUCAUCAUGCUCACCGGAAAGAAGAUUGAACUGUGUUUGCAGAUCAGCAGACUGAAUAAUUAACCCGAUGAGACAAAGACUCAAACUCUUUUUUAUAUUAAUUUAGGUUGUUUGUAUUUGUCUGUUGGGAAAGGAGGAGUUUUGAUGUCACACAUUUGUUUAAAUGUGUAAGAAAAUGCAGACUAAAAUGUUAAAUCUUAGCUUUUUUUGUGAGUUGCACUUGCAACAUGUGGUGUACAGAGGACGUUAUUGAAAUUUUACUUAUAUUCAAAUACUAAGAUUUAUAAAAGCACAGCCCUAUGUGCAGUUAAAAGUCUGAGGAAUGUUUGUAGUCGGGACAUGUUUGUACGUGUCAAGGCACAUAUUCUGUGGAGACACCAAUGAGGAUAACUUUUUUUCAUUUACUUACUGUGAAACAAUGAACAGGUUUUGCUUUGACCCCUCAGUAUGGCAUCUGUUUCAAGUAGUAUUUGUUCAUCUAUGAAUCAUCAUUAAUCUAUAAAUUCCAACUUCUUGAGAAAUACAUUGAAGUAUUUGUAAAUCAAAACUGUCAAUUUUGUUUUUACAUUUUGAAUCUAAAGAAAUAUAACCUUUGUGUCACAAAUGGGCACAAGGAACAGAGCAUCAUAAAAGGAGUCAGAGUCAGAAAAUGUUUUGCCUCUUGAGUACAUUUCCACUCUAUAUGCAAAUAAACGCUGAUGAAUUCA
This is a messenger RNA of Sphaeramia orbicularis (orbiculate cardinalfish), 1719 nucleotides long. It is a transcript of the gene chlsn, whose product is annotated as cholesin. The coding region runs from base 291 to 1013 and encodes 240 amino acids. The record is from RefSeq and is a predicted model, not a curated record. Lineage: Eukaryota; Metazoa; Chordata; Actinopteri; Kurtiformes; Apogonidae. The transcript has 5 exons.